ACGUAACCUUGACACCUCACCCUUUGCACAAUACUUAAUAGUUCAUUCAAGCAAAAAUUGUCUCAGCAUCCCUCGAUGCAAGAACACAUAUAUAUACUUACACCUCACAACUCCACUAGCAUAUCAUAGUGUGCCUAUUCCCUACAAAAAUAGGAAAAUUGAGGCUUCUUCUUCUGAAGGUGUAUAACGCUCCUUUCUCAAGAACUUCUUCCAGAACAUAGUCUAGUUACGACUGCUUGCUGGAGAAGUCACUCACAAGCCCUAGAGUGCUACAUAUAUGAUAGCAGCUAUACGGGACUCAAGAAGCACAGUUAAACUCAUCUAACUGCAGGAGGCACAAGCAGACUUGGGCAGGCAAAUCUCUGGACAGAUAUUGUUAGGUGGUUAGAUGACAGUUUAUGUGAGUCAAUUUUGAAAUCUAUUGAUGUCCGGCAUUAGCUACUAAUCAUCGAUAUGCUCAUAAACUUCCAGACGAUUGAAACACUUAGCGUCAGCAUAGGCCAGAUGUGGUUUAGCAGUUAUGGAAGUUUUGGCUUAUGAGUUUUUAGGGUUUCAACCAAGAAAUAAAAGCGAUAGCAAGAAAUAAAGAAAAGUGAAAAAAUGAAAAGAAAAGAAAAUUGAACCAGCACGAAAUUAUCAUUAUUGGAUUCAUGCAAGAUAUGAGGCAUGCGGUGUUUUUAUCUGAUGAUAGACAUAUCUAUCAAGAGCCAAGAAUUCGCGUGGGUUUAUAGGAUCUCAUCAUCAUAAAAAAGGAUCUGGCAUUAUGCUUAGCAGCUCUUCUUCUUUGCGGUCAAGAGAGAGGCGAUGGUUGCAAAGCCAUGCGAGGGAUCAAGAUGGAGGUCUUCAGUCGAGAGUGCAGACCUCGAUAAAAAAGUUAAUGUUUCCUUCGUGAUGAUACAUGAAGGCCUCCAUAUGGUUGAGAUUGCAAGCCUUGAUAAAAAGUUAAUGUUUUUCUUUGUGCCUAACCAUAUUAUCCUCUCUCAGCACCAUAUGGUGCAUGCAGCUGCAUGCCAUAUCGGCACGGGGACUGCUAUCCAAGUUGGCAGACUGCGAAUAGCUAUGUAUGUGAUCUAAAGAUGCUGAGAAAGAAAUGUAGGCUAUGGUGGCCGGAGCAGCUGGUAUCUUCCCAACCCAACUCAAGUUUCUUAUUUGUUGGCUGGUAUAUAUGUUCCAUAAAUUCUCUUGACAUCAUUGUGGCUACAACAAUUUCUCCACAUGAGAUUUCACCUUGCCUUCUUCAAUCCAAUUUUCAGAUUCAGGAAAUCCUUCAUGCUGUAAAUGGAGCUAUGCCUCUGCGACUCCAAGAAUUGUCAACAAUCUCUGUUCUUGGACACUGCACUGCAGAUUGCACUGGUGAAGUUUUGAAAGUGAUGGGCAAUCAGAACAAUGAUUCUCCGAGGAAAAGCAAUAGUGAGCGACUACAGUGUCCUGGAGUGGAAGAAAAUUCUUCAUUAAAAACUCACAGUGAUGACAGGGUGAAUCAACAGUGCCAUCAGAAACUAUUUGCAGACACAACAGCUGAUGAAAAUUGUGCAAGAUGGAAUUGUGGUUGCAAGAAGCUAGAUCAAUUUACAGAGCAUCAGCGGCAGUCUUUUAUUAGAAAUGGUAACUGGAUUCAAGUACUUUGUAAAUCUGAAAGAAUGUUGUGCAAAGAGCCUAGAUGGAUCCCGGAGUUGCAUCACAUGCAUCUUAAUGGCGAGACAUUGUCAGCACAUGAUGUCCACCUUAUAAUAUAUGAGCUCCCAACCUAUGGUAGAAAUCAUUUUUCGUUGAGCUCUUGGGGUUCUUCUGAGCAUGUGGGAUCCUCAUUCAGGAAACCAAACUGGGUAAAUGAGCUAGACAAGAAACCAAUGCUUCUUGAUUUGGACUCAGUUGUGUUGGCACUUAACUGCACAAUGGCAGCUAAGGUACUGCUGGGGCAACGCAUGGGCACCUUUGAUCCUGUGAUCCACUUGUUUUGGAUAUCCACGUUGGUAUCCACAAUAUGGCAGACAAUGGCUGUUUUGGUGGCCUCAGUUGCCACUGUUAGAUACAUCUUACUUCAAUCGCUUUAUAGGUUUCUGAGUUAUGGAUCUGAAACAUUCUUCUUUAUCUUAUCCAAGAUGUUCGCUCACACGUGCAAGAACGUGCACAUACGCAGUUGUCAGUUCUUGUAUUGGCCGGUUAUUCUUCAAGGUACUGGUUUCAGUUCCCAAUCAAAUGUUGAAUAUGCACACAGAGCUGCAUUACGAAAGCACUUCAUGUGGUCUAAUGUUGCCAUGGAUGUUAUUUUUGGUAUUAUUAUUGGUCUGGCAUUGUUGGUUAAUGUUGAAGCUGUUUGCUUUUGGAUCUUGAUCGUGGUACGUGGCAUAACAGAUAAUCUGUUACGCUUGGGUUGUGUAUGGUUGAUGGGUGUUCCUGCAGGCUUCAAACUGAAUACUGAACUUGCAGAGCUUCUUGGCAUGAUUUCACUCAAUGCAAUUCAAAUUUUCUCUACCCUCUGUUUCUUUCUAAGUACUUAUCUCAGUUAUUUCGUCGAGGGGCUUGCAUUGUCCGGAAUUGUCUUCGGCCUGACCAUACCAGCUGCUUUGUGCAUAGACAUGCUAAAGCUUGCAACGUUGCAUGUUUUAACCCUUCAUUGGUUGAUAUCAUUUCUUUAUUCACAACAGAUCCAGGCUUUAGCAUCUUUGUGGCGCCUUUUCAGAGGGCGAAAAUGGAAUCCACUUCGGCAGAGGUUGGAUAGUUAUGAUUACACAGUUGAGCAGCAUGUUGUUGGUUCACUUCUUUUUACACCUCUCUUACUUCUUCUACCAACAACUUCUGUAUUCUACAUUUUUUUCACCAUGCUGAGUACCACCAUCACUUUCAUAUGCAUCAUGAUCGAGAUCGCUAUUUCUGUCCUCCAUGCUACUCCUUUUGCUGAAAUCUUACUAUGCAUGGCACGAAGAAGGAGAUUUCCCUCUGGAAUAUGGUUUGAAAUCAUAUCCAGUCCAACUGCCUGUACCUAUGCAGGUAAUGGACUGUCAGGUGAUCCUCAGUCAUCUGAUUUGGGUGCAAGGAAAACAGCUUGCUUCUUCAAGGGAGGACCAAAACCUUUGGUUUCACUUCUCCGUAGUAAUUAUGCUACAAUAGGUAAAAUUAUCGCACCACAUUACAGGAAUAUAUUCCGUGGGGUCCGGCCAUCAUUCGGCCCAUCAUUGGCAUAUGGAAUCCUCAGUGGUCAGAGAAUCCCAUCAACUUUGCAAACCAGUCUGCCUCCCAUAAUGCCCUGGAUGAACAUUAGCUUUCGCGAAUAUUGGAGGUUGUGCCGUGAUGCUGUGCUUUCAUUCAGAUUAUAAUGAUUAUUGCAGGCUAAAAUCUGCAACAUCCGACAGAAUCUUGACGUGACAAAGAUUUUGCACCGUGACUCCCGCCUACUCCAAUCUUUUCUAUUGGUUUUUCACAUGGAAGCUGCUGAUUAACUUUGAUUUUUUUUUUUAAAGCGUUGUUUUUGUCUUUUUAUUUUUGUUUUGCUGGUUGUGCGGGGGUGCACUCGUUCCAGAAAUUUCUGACAUCACAACUGGAAAUUUAAGAAACUAGCAAAUUUUUUAGUUUGCUCAAGUAUUUGUUUUUAUUUGUUUGUGGUUGGAUCAAAAAUUUUGUUCUGCAAUAGAAUUCAUUUUCUUGUGUUUGCCAGUACAAAA
Messenger RNA from Elaeis guineensis (African oil palm), 3662 nucleotides. The record is from RefSeq and is a predicted model, not a curated record. Lineage: Eukaryota; Viridiplantae; Streptophyta; Magnoliopsida; Arecales; Arecaceae.